Spirodela intermedia is the source of this 745-nucleotide messenger RNA. Lineage: Eukaryota; Viridiplantae; Streptophyta; Magnoliopsida; Alismatales; Araceae. The record is from the annotation of a GenBank genome assembly.
AUGAACAGGCUCAGCAAGAAGGCGGACAGCUACGCUCAAGGCAUACGGGAGCACGGUAAGCACCUUCUUCUUCUUCUUCUUCUUCUUCUUCUUCUUCUUCGUCCUCAUUUCAUGGUCGUUCUUCUGGUUCUGGUUUCGUAUUAUGUUCAGAAACUGAGAUCGACUGACGCGCCUGUUGUUCUUCCGAAAUCCAGUGAAAUUGGGUCCCAAAAUCUCAGACACGCUGAAGGGGAAGUUGAACUUGGGCGCAAGGAUCCUUCAAGCCGGCGGAGUGGAGAGAGCCUUCAGACAAAUCUUCGGGGCCCGGGAAGGGGAGAAGCUGCUCAAGGCCUCACAGUGCUACCUAUCGACCACGGCUGGCCCCAUUGCCGGAAUGCUCUUCAUCUCCACGGAGAAGAUCGCCUUCCACAGCGACAGAUCUCUCUCCGCCACCUCCCCCCAAGGGGAAGUCGUCAGAACUCCAUACAAGGUUGUCCUCAUCCUCGAUGAAGAUGUUCCUCAGUUCUCCCCCUCCCUCGCCUCCCCUCCCCCGAGGCAUUAUCUAAAUUCUUCGACGUUCCUACAGGUGAUCAUUCCGCUGAGGAAGAUCAAGCGGGCCAACCCGGCAGAGAACGCGAACAAACCUUCGCAGAAAUACAUCGAGAUAACCACCGUGGACGAGUUCGAGUUCUGGUUCAUGGGGUUCGUCUGUUACAGCAGAUCCGUCAAGUACGUGCAGAGGGCUUGUUGCAGCAACACCCAAUGA